Messenger RNA from Cucumis melo (muskmelon), 1627 nucleotides. RefSeq lists its product as uncharacterized. The record is from RefSeq and is a predicted model, not a curated record. The coding region runs from base 336 to 1025 and encodes 229 amino acids. The transcript has a single exon. Lineage: Eukaryota; Viridiplantae; Streptophyta; Magnoliopsida; Cucurbitales; Cucurbitaceae.
UAUAGCUAUGGCAUAGUCUAAGUAUGAAAGAAGGAAAGAGGCAUGAAGUCUUCCACUGGGACUUUAGCCUCAUUGAUGAAAUAAAAUACUUCGGCUUCAAAUUCAACCAAAACAAAUAAUGAAUAUUGGUCUUUUGAAAUAAUUUAAAUAUGUGCCGAAGUGAUUUUACGAGAAAAAUUGAGAUAAAUUAAAUUAAAUUAAUCGUCUUCUUCUUCUUCUUCUUCUUUCUUCUUUCUUCUUUCUUCUUCUCAGAUACCCACCGGGCUUUCAUUGGAUUCUCUCUCUUCGUCUCCCAUUCUAGGGUUUCUGUUCCGGCGAAUGCUGCUGUUUCUCCGAUGAAUCGCCAACUCAACCAUCUUCAGACCAACUCCAUUUCUCACUGCCAAGAGUGCGGCAUCUCUCAAUCCGCCUGUUGGAUCCUCCACAAUGUUCGUCACAAAGCCACCUUCCGUCGUCUCUGCACUAAUUGUGUCCUCAAGCACAAUCUCUCCCGUUUUUGUCCUCUUUGCUUCGAUGUUUAUGAGGAUUCAACUCCUCCGCCGUCUCAUCACCGAGUUAUGUGCUACAGAUGUCCUUCAAUCUCUCAUCUCUCUUGCGUUUCCUUUCGAUUUUCCUCUACCUUCCUAUGCCCUCUCUGCUCCGAUCCUCGUUUUGUCUUCUUCGAUGGUUUUGACUCCGGCGUCAGCCUUCGUCAAUCGGAGUCUACUGUCGCCUUUUUAGCCGGGAAAAAUGUUGAUGCUAAAUCAGGGAAAGCUAUUGUCGCUGCGGCUCGUGUGUCCGCUCAAUCCAUGAGGAGAGCAGCUCUUGACGCUAGGGCUGUUGCGGAGAUGAAGAUAAAGAACGCCGCGUUUGCGAAGAAACAAGCUACUCUCGCAUUGGAACAGCUUGCGUAUCUUGUUCUUCAGGAGAAGGAUAAGAAUGGAUAUUCUAAAAGUAAUGGAGAUGCUGUUGCUAGUGAGAGGAAUGUUGAAGAAGAAGAAUACAAGCUACAUGAGAAAGAGGUAACCGCCAUUUUCGAUCUAUGAGGGGGAAUCGAACUCCAUAACGAAGGUAGCUGAUUUAGGAAACUAACUGCAGAGGGUAGUCUUGUUCAACUGUCUCAUUCAAUUGAGUUCCUCGAAGAUUCAGUAGAAUACAAAGCGUUGAGGUACUAUCAAACCAUCCGCGGACACCUUCUGGAUCAAUGUAGAGAUGAACAAUCAAUUGAGGAAAGUCCGAAUGAAUUUCUAUGUACAUUUCAAAUUUUCAUCACUGUUUGCUUAACCGUUUUGGAAGAUUUUCGCCUAAUUGAAGUUCUAUUGAGAACGUUGCAGCAGCUUGUUCAGCUUCUCUAUUGAUUCCAAUUCUUUAUUUUAUCACUCAUGUUUCUAUUGUAUCUGAUUCUCAGCUUCUUCUUCAUUCUGCUCUCUUCUAUCGACUAUUUUUGUAGAAUCUCAAAGCUUUUAUGGGUGUGAACGCCAUUGUUGCCGCCUUUGAGUUACUAGAAUCGCCAUUCGCCCAUUGAUAUUCAAAUGCCAGUUCUGGCGGAGCGGUGGUCAUAUCGAGAAGUGAUGGCGAUCGCGAUGACGGCGGCGGCGAUUGAGCUGGUAUUUCUUUAGUGAAAUUGACCAUUUCCUCUUUUCCGUUG